AGCAGAUUUUCAGUCAGUUAUAAUGAUUUCAUAACGGAACAGCAUUUUCAGUUCUGUUUAUACAGUCAGUACACAAGUACUCACUUUCACUACAAUCUUCAGCUUUCACAUAUACACCUGAUAACUACAAACGUGAUUAUAGUACAAAUAAAAACGUAUUUAUUACAAUUACACAAAUUCGUUUUUGUUAUCUUACACCUUUUUUUUAAAAAAACAGGGCAAAUUUAUUGUCUAAGCCACAGGUUGGCAACCUUUAGAAUCAAAAGACAUUUUUGUGUAAUUUUUAACCGAAAGAAAUCAAUGUGGACAUAUUCGAGCCUUACAAUAAAUCUUUUAACACGUGACUACUCUGCAGUUACUGCCCACAAAAGGGAAGAACAAUGGAGAGAAAAAAAAAGUUAAAGACCAACAAGAGAUGAAGCAUACCAGUAAGCUAACAGCACUGGUGGUGAACAAAUAAAUGUGCUUACUGUUGUUUUCCAUGGCAACCUUUCAUUUUUUUGUUUUUGGAAUAAACAAGUAAGCAGAUAAAGUGCCAGGUGCUAUGACGAACAUUGUAGUAACAAAAUAUUAAAACUUCUUUUUAAUUUAAUUAUAGGGUAUUUUUACAACUGCAGAAUGUAAAGAAUUGCUAAAGAAAGUAUAGACACAAAAAAAUGAAAAUGUUAACAUUCAUGUUCAUUUCUAAAGUUAUAUUAAUGUAGUUUUUGCCAGAACCACAGGAAGCCACUGAAAAUGGGCAAAAGGGUCACAGGUUUGAGACAUUAUGUGAACCCUUCACAUAAUGUCUGCUAGAAUCUGAUUACAUUUUAAAACUUAAUACUUUUAUCAUAUGUUUUCCCUUCUAGUUAUUUUAAAUUUAUUAUGAUUUUUUCAAUCUUUCUCUGUGUAACACACUGAAAACACAAAGUUACUACUUUGAUUAAGGUCAGAAUAUCAUUUUAAACUCUGGCUGCCAUAUAAAGUAUUACUGACACAUUGUGUCGUCAUAUAUGACAAUCAAAAUCUAAGAAGCUAAGACCAGAGGAACUUCACAUCACUGAUUACAUUUUAAACUGUGCUGGGACUGGAACACACUCUUUGACUUGAUGGUUAGACAAAUUUACCAGAUUUCUUCUGUUAAAGUAACAAAACACAAACAUAGCAAAGUUAAUCAUAAGGUUUCACAGGGUUUUGUGCUAGGGCUGAUAUAUUUCACAAUCUCAAGGUUGCCUUCCAGUACACUGAAAUGCCUCCAGUGUAACCAAAAUGCUGCAGUAAGUACUGAUGGGAAGUAGCAAGUGAGAUCAGAUUUCUCCAAAUUUUAUUUUCUCUUUCUUAAUGAUCAAGCUUGGUCAUGUCUUAAAGACCUCGUAUCCCAACAGAGCACUUUGCUCUCUGAGUGCAGGCUUACUUGUGGCUCCUAGACAUUCCAAAAGUAGAAUGGGAGGAAAUCUCCUGAUAACCAAAAGUGCUGAUUGCUUAAAAAGUGAAGCAGGGUCUUGACCUUACUAUCUUAAGUGCCCUGAGAUGACUUAUGUUGUCAUUUGGUGCAAUAUAAAUAAAACAGAAAAGAAGUAAAAUAUUUUAACAGGCUUUUAACAAAUGAGUUGUUACAAAGCCAAUGUAGUAUGCGGGGGAGUGAGCACCAGAUCAGCAGUGUAGGCAGAAUCAGCAAGCUGAGUUAUUACAUGUAUAUGCAGAGAGAUCCAUGACUAAGCAGUGAGUAGGAGCUGAGCAGUAGCCAAAGGCUGCAAAUUAUAACCACCCGCUUCUUAGUUCUUUAGUGCCCGAUACCAGAAUCCAACACUUGUUUAAUAUUAUAUGAAUGUUUUAAACAGAGUGGAUUUCAUAAAUCUUAUUACUGAUACUACAAAUGAAAAUCAACCUGCAUUAGUGCUUAAUGGCUACAUUUUUUCUUUAAAUUUGAUCCCAUCUAUAUUUAAACACAGACACUGUAUUAACAUCUGGGAGCAGUCUCAUUAUAACUCCAAGUUUGAAGUUAAGUUUUAUAGAUCCCAUUGUCUAAAACAACAUACUGCUUCCCUGUAAAUCUUUGUUUCCCACAUCUCCCAUCCACUUUUUUUUCACGCUACAAACUUGCAAGUCAGGCCCAGGCUUGCACUCCUCCUCUUCUUUCCCUCCCGACUCUCCCAUCUGCUUUCCCACCCCCACAUACUGCAGACUACCGUCAAUUUAGACAUGGGCUGUGCAUGAAUGAAGAGCUGGAGGGAUCAGACCUGUUACUAGGACAGACAAAAGCUGCCAAUCUGCUGCAUGCUGUGUUGAUGGUGGCCACAUGCGUCGUUUGGAGAGUUGCAUGCUUCUUCAGCCCCUGAAACCCACCUUUAUUUGCAGGAUCUCUGCUGCAUUCACUGCGGUGCUGAGGUCUCAUCGGUUUUGAUAUGGAAGCCCAAGACAGCCCUUGCUGUUUCAGCCACAACAAAUACGUACCGUGCUACCACACCUCCUGGUGUUGGAGCUAUAAAAAUCAGCACUUCUGACAUGUCGACUUCCUGGCAGCUCACCCCUAAACUGGACUCUGUUUCCUCUUUUGAAAGGACAUCAAUUUUUACCCAGUGAACGGGACUGAUUUGAACAAGAUAUGCUUCAUUUGGCAUCAGUCAUGCUUUAAUUACAUUUGGGGAAUUGAGAUUGGAGAUAUUUGACUGCCUUACUGAGACCCCAAAACUGUAACAAAAAAAAGAACUCGAUUGAUGUUUGUAUGUGUGUGUGUGAGGGUGCAGUGCAGCCUUGGAUCCGCAGUGGAACCACAGUCCGCCCGGGCGCCCAGCCUUCGGGCCGGAGACGCUCCACACCAGCAACUACUCUCUGGUGUUACUGAUCCAGCUCAGCCUGCUCUCCUUUGACCUGUUUGUCAACUCCUUCAGUGAGCUGCUGAGGACAGAGCCAGCUGUGCAGCUGGUACUUUUCAUAAUCCAGGACAUUGCCAUCCUGUUUAACCUGAUCAUCAUUCUGUUGAUGCUGUUCAACACCUAUGUGUUCCAGGUUGGACUGGUUGCCAUAUUGCUGGAGCGGUUUAGAACCAUGCUAAUGCUAUCUGCUCUUUACUUGACCUUCAGCAUCAUACUCCAUUCUUGGCUUAUGAAUCUGCGCUGGUUAAAUACAAACAGAUUUAUUUGGACCGAAGGUCUUCAGGUGCUUUUUGUGUUUCAAAGAGCUGCUUCUGUGCUGUACUACUACUUCUACAAGAGGACCUCAGAGUAUCUGGGUGACCCUCGCCUCUAUGAGGAUUCACCGUGGCUGAGAGAUAUGUUUUCACGGGUCAGACAAUGAUCUCUCUAAAACAGAUCACACCAACACACAGAUGCCUAGUUUAAAAACGGCAUUAAAAGAAGACCAAAAUACAGUAUGUUACAAAGAAAACCCAUGCAAAACAAAGUACUGGUCACUGUAAUCCAUUUGGUUUUAAAGGAAAUUUAUUCAGGGCCCAUUCUAACACAUCCUUCGUGAACUAUUUGACAAGCUCAAAACAAUAUUUCACAACAUUUCCUUUCAACGCAGAGAGGAUUGUGCCAAAAUUUAGAAACGUGUUUCAGAACAAAAACACCACAAAGUGUCACGAGGGCUUGUUUUCCUGCAUAAAUGAUAACAAAAGAAUGACAUCAAAUGUGAAGUAGUAAAUGUUUUAUAUCCUGCUGGUACCAGUCACCAUAUAGCCUCCUUUCUUUUCUUUGUUUUUGUAUUUAAACAAAAAAAAAAACACUAUAUUGCAAUUGUUUUAUAUACAUUUGAGAUUAUGGUGUUGCUUUAACUGUGUUUGUUAUGUUGAUAUUGAUCAGAGUUUAACUUUUAUGGCUCAACCGGUUACAGAUUUCACAGACGGUGAAGAUAAAAGUCAUCAUGUACAUCUGAACUCUCUGUAUUUAAUUUUCAUACAGUACACAUGCUGAAAACCCAAUAAAAUGUUGUUUCAAAUACUGGU
Molecule: messenger RNA, 3925 nt
Organism: Oreochromis niloticus (Nile tilapia)
Lineage: Eukaryota; Metazoa; Chordata; Actinopteri; Cichliformes; Cichlidae
Product: transmembrane protein 138
Exons: 6
Coding region: 2962-3276 (104 amino acids)
Cellular component (GO): cilium
Source: RefSeq, a predicted model, not a curated record